Molecule: messenger RNA, 14339 nt
Organism: Cyphomyrmex costatus
Lineage: Eukaryota; Metazoa; Arthropoda; Insecta; Hymenoptera; Formicidae
Gene: Bruce
Product: BIR repeat containing ubiquitin-conjugating enzyme
Exons: 51
Coding region: 1-13977 (4658 amino acids)
Biological process (GO): regulation of cytokinesis; negative regulation of apoptotic process; apoptotic process
Cellular component (GO): nucleus
Molecular function (GO): ubiquitin-protein transferase activity; cysteine-type endopeptidase inhibitor activity
Source: RefSeq, a predicted model, not a curated record
AUGGCUGAUGAUGACCCGUGGCUAUUGAAGGAAGACGGUUGCUUGAACGUGGACACGGAGUGCAAGAGUAUUAUCUAUCACGCCAAUCUAAACGUUCUACUCAUCACCACUGGCAGCGCACAAGUAUACGUGUUCGAUGUCAACUCCGGCGUGAUCCUGCAGAGGAGUUCUCUGUCGGGUAAACCAAAUGGGAAAUUGCAAGGAAUUUAUUUAUCAGAUGGAAUAGACAAAGUGCUGUAUACAGAUGGACGAGGGAUUGGCAUACGUAGUGAUUACAAUGGGGUCCUGCUAUUAGAUACAAUUUUGCAAAUCCCAGUUUCUAAAAGUGAGGAUGUUAUAAAAUUAGAACUAUUAUUGUCGGAGGCGACAAUAUUGCUUCAAUGCCUACAAUGCGUAGAAUUGCCAGGUGUAGAACAUUUGCUGGAAGUGCUGCAAGAACUGUCAAGUAAAAUUGUUACGGCACAAGCAAAUCAGAAAAAGGGUAUCAAAGCUCAAAAAUGGAAUACAAUAUGUUUGGAAUUACCACAUGGAUCUUUAAAACUCGUCUGCUCUGGCUUAGUAAUGGAAUUAAAAAGGCAAAAUCGGCAUAUAGCAGCACUGCCCAUUGCCUCCGCGAUCAAUGAACGAUUAAAUGGCCUAUUGCCUAGUCUUGCAUUAGAAGGUGGUCCCACUGAUAGAGCAUUAAUGUUUAGUGAAGCAGCACGUCGAAAUACUUUUCCAAAAUGGCCACAUAUGAAUUACAAAUGGGCCUUACCUGAUCAAAUGGCCCAGGCUGGUUUCUAUCAUGAACCAAAUGCUACAGGAGAUGAUAGAGCAAUGUGUUUCACUUGUAACGUGUGCUUGGUAUGUUGGGAGCCUACUGAUGAGCCGUGGUCAGAACAUGAGAGGCAUUCGCCUGCAUGUCCGUUUGUUAAGGGUGAAUACACACAAAAUGUUCCAUUGUCCGUGACUCUUGCAACAGCUCCCGCUCGUGAGGCAGGCGAUACGGUGGACGUUAUAGGUACUACUAAUGUCACAGGCCUCGCGGCUACAGCCUCUUCCAGUGGUUUUGUAAAUAUUUGGAAUAUAACGAAUCAAUUGAAGGUAAUUACAGCGCUUUCAGUAGUGGGAUCUCCAGUAACUCUGAGAGAAGAAGCAAAAAGCACCAACUCUUCAUCGUCCAUAAAUAUCGAGACGAUAGAGCAUAAGAUUCGACCGUGCUUAGUGUGCGGGGUUACAGUGACAGUUAACAAUCCUUCGCAAUUAAGAACUUUAGAGAACGUGUGGGCUGCCUCGAGCGAUCUAGCGAGCUCGUCAUCGUUAGUUCGUGCAAUGAACAGUGUAAAUAGUGCUGCCAGUGAUACUCUAGAUAUAAUGAAGGUAGCGGGUGAUAGGUACAUAUCGUCGAGGUUGCAUUAUUUAGUACUGUAUGACUUUCAUCAUAAGGCUGCAACGGCGCAGCCCAUCAAGGAAGACAAUUCUAAAGAAUCAAAGACUAAGAAGACUUUAUCUGGGACAGGAACCAGCGCCAGUUCGAACGGUGGACGCCAAGAGAGCUUAUAUCAGGAGCUCUUUCUUGGUAAAUUUUUGUAUGAAGUGCCAGUUAUUGAAGAUGUAGAUUCGGAUAUGGUAGUUGGUCCGCAUUACGACGGUAUCUUUCCGACCACCAAUUUAACCGCCUCUUCCUCCAACGGCAUUUACUCGAGUCCUAUCGGUAUUCCUUUUGGUCCAACUCCAACGACGUCAACUCCCUAUGAUUCCAAUUUCCCUCCUAUUAAUGGUUCGACCCAUUUUGCAUCGACAUCUGACUUGACAACGAUAAACAAAAAGAGCUUAGAUCUUAUAAAGAUUUCCAAGGCGGAACCGGUGGUCGUCAAAACGUUGGCGAUAAACGCACCGGACUCUCUCCGCAUUACGUACAUAACUACAUCCAAGGACAGAAGAUACCUAUAUGUCGCGAUGUGUCCCGCGGUGGAUAACGCUUCCGUCGAAUCUUCUUCGUCAAAUACCAAUCAGAUGGAUGUUGACGACGAAAACGACUUCUUCCCACAGAAAAGUUAUAUGUACUGGGACCAUAAUGAUAGCCAGUCCAGCAAAUUGAUAAAUGGUGAAAUCCAUAGUAACGAAAGCAACGCAAAUGCCAUGUUGUUCCUAUACGCUUUAGAUUUCACAGGCCCGGUAGUAAAAGUGGCAUCAGAGCCGCUAGUGAAGCGAGAGUUACCUUUGGAACAGGCGCCAAUAGAACACGUACUCCUUCCACUUCAAGAAAAACAAAAGUGCACGUCGUUUUCUACUAACUCUAGUACCAAUUCCACUAGUAAUUCAGCCACUCAGGAACCUGCCGGACAAGUUGCUCUUGUAUGUAAAGACGGUGUGGUCAGAUUAUUAAACUUAAGUACACUGAAGACUGUAACGGAGGCAAGAUUAGAUGGAAAGAAAUUCAUCUCUGCUACUUAUUGUAACAGUUUAGAAAGGUUGUGUGUGUGCACGAGCGAUGGCACAUUGCAUUUCUUUAUUACAGCAGAGGAAGAGGAUUCAGCAGAAGAGAAAGACGAUGUUGACGAUGUGAAUAUGGGUAGUGAGGGAAGUUGUACUUGUGAAAAUAUAGCUCCUAGUACGUCAACGUCGUCGAUUUGUUACGAUGAGCUAUUAGCACAUAAAUCAAAUUUCUCGUACUGGGACUUAGGGCUGUUAUACGAACUUACACGAUUUAGUCGACAUUCCCCUGCAUAUAGUGCGACCGUCCCUCCGUGUUGGAAUGAAAUGAUGCAAGCUCAGAGACAAAGACGUCAUCCACAGCAUCUUCAUCAAUCAGAAGAUCAGCAUCAUACGAGAACAUGGCGGUUACAAAGUGAUGCGACUACUUGGGAUGAACACGUGUUCGAGCUUACUUUACCCCGAAGCGCAGCAGGAAGUAUAGGACACGUUGAUGUCCGAUUUACUUUGCACCCAUUCUAUCAAGAGUUACCGAAUAUUCAAGUUACUUUGUUGAAGCAAAAUAUAAAGAGGAUCGGUCAUCAGAAGAUACCAACCACCCCUGUAGACGAAAGAAUUGAGUUUAACAUAGGAACCGAACAAAAGAGCGAAAAUCCAGUUAUCACAGAGGAAUAUCAACGCCAGCAUAAUACCGAAAUCCUCUGUGGUCCUAUCGAUUUACAUCGUUGCGUAGACCUGUCUUGUCAUAUGGGUUGUGUAACGUUGACAAGUCCGAAAUUGUUUCGCUCGAAAGCUAGGACGUUACUUGUUCAUAUCAAAGCUUUAGUAGAUCAAAAAGAUGGAACGUCUGCCAAAUCUAAAACAAAUUUAGCAGAAAGUAAACCACCCACUUGUAAAAAGCUGAAGAUAUUUGAAGUACGUCCGCUUGUGCCCCCUAAUACUGGAGAGCGAUUUGACGAGGGUGCAAAUAGCAAGAAGUUAGGGUGCUAUGUUGGGUGCAAUUGGAUUUACGAGAUCUCAAUCACAGUGAGAUCAGUAAAUCCUACCAGCAUGCCCGACGAAAGAAUGCAAAGAUGUGCUAUGUUAGAAUCCAAAACUUUUGUCGAUAAUCUUUUAAAUGUCGCAUGCUUACAAGUACCUGUCGACUCUCCCGUCGUACAAUCUAUAGCUCUUGACAUUUUAAUAUGGGUAGCCUCAAUAAGAUUAACGAGAUUGCGCAGCGUUCAGAACAAUGCCGAGAUUAAAGCUCUUCAAUUGGAGACGAUACGUUCUGUGCAAGGACGACUAUCCAACUUAUUACGAACAUGUCUCUUGCAUGCUGGCCGAAGUAUAGCGCACAAAUGCGUUAAAUUAAUUAUUCUUUGCAGCGGGGGAUUUUGUAACAUAGAGGAUUCAUCGGCUCAAACUUUUGACGAGGCCAUGGUUGCUGUAUUGAUCAACUUGUUGCCAUCGAUAAUAGAAGUUCACUGGGCUGGUUCACUGAGAUGGCUCCAAUUACUCAUUACUAGAUUUUUGCCAUUAGAUAAAAAUUACAAUAUUGCACAUCAGUGUGUUACCUUGAUGCAACAGAUAACCACUGAAGUAUCUAAUAGAGUGAAUCCAUAUCAUUUGCUGCUCGCAACAAGAUUUGGUCUAUAUAAUACGCCUUUUGAAACGGAACUUUUCGACUUAGAACCACCAAUGUUACCAAAGUUUAGUUCAAUUCCCGUGACGUUUGCGUCUGUUGUAACUGGUGAGCAAACAGGCCCUCCUAUCGCUUCGUCGAGUGCUAUAUACUCGUCUAAGAUAUCGCAAGAUUCUAUUGAUUUGAGAGACCUACUCACACUGCCUACACAUCCCGCUAGUGAAUUUGUAAUAUCCAGCAAGUUGAAGGCAUUGUGCACUAAUCAGAAUAUGAAAGGUCUUCUCGAGGUUGAACCUCUUCAUUUUACCUGUCAUGCUGCCUCCGACGGCACAAAGAUGGAAAAGAUCGAUCCUGGUACAAUUACAAUUAAUAUUGGACCUUUGUAUGAUAGUGUAGCGACAAGCAACAAUGGUGUGCCUGAUAUUAAAAUACAUCACACAUAUAACGUGGAUGCUGGAUCGCUAGGACCACAUGUUCAAGCUAAAUCGACAGCUACAUUAAGCGAUCUGCUUAGUAUGUAUACAGGAAGAGUGUUAAAGAAGCCGUCUGCGCAACUAUUGCUCACACCCGAUGAACAAUCGGAUUAUGAUGAGGCUAAUGAAAUGUCUGGUGACAACCAGACUUGGCAUAGCACGCAAAAUAAUAUGCCUAGUUCACACAUAUUAAGUUCCAUUAUAACAAAAGAAAAGUCAUGUGUACAAAGUAUCAAUACUGCUGUAAACAAAGUUGAGGAGGGCAAUCCUAAAAAGCGAGAAGAUAUUACAUUCCCAUGGGGGAGGUUAUUAUGCUUGCCACCUCAGCAAGCAUUAGUCGUCGAACGGAUGCAUUCGGGAGCUCGUCGAUUCGUUAUUUUAGAUUUCGGAUCACCCGUAUUACUGACCGAUUUGAUGAUACCUUCGUGCAAUGAUCUGGUAUCGUUAUCCAUAGAUAUCUGGACUAAAAGCGAAGAAAUAGACGGCACACGUCUUAUCGUCGCAGGUGAUAUUGGAGGUAGGCCGUUGAUCGUCUGCGAUCUUCAGCCGCCACCUGUGUGUAGAUAUCUGAAGAUUACUACAAUAGGACGCUAUGGAAUGUCCACAACUACGUGUAAAAUACCAUUAGGAAUGUUUUAUGGACAUAUGGUAGUUUUGCCUGGCGAAGAUUAUUCAGAAACAAAUGAUGCUUCAUCAUUUGAUGCUGAUAUUUUUGAUUCUUCUUUACAAGCUACCAUUGAUACACAAUGUAAUAUAUUAUCGGCUUUAGCAGAAGAUGUACAAUGCAGAUUUAGUUUAGCAACUGAAAGACUAAAAACUUUGUUGGAUCCAUUAUUGUGUUCGGAAACUCCUAAUGUUAUGCAUAUGCAAAAUUAUCUAUGUUAUAAUAAGAUAUCUAAUGAAAGUAAGGAACAGCCAUCGGCGAAAAUAAUGUCGACAUACCAAGAAUGUAUUAUGUUCCAACAUCAAUUAAAUGUCGUACGGAGUGUCUGGCGACGUCUCGAGUGGUGGAGAGGUUUGCGGAAUGUGCCAACAACAUCUUUCGCGAACGCACCCAGCGAUAAAUUACGAGUUCUUGAAGAGACUCUUCUUGAUAUUCUAUUAUAUAUCGUGUACGAAAUUGGCCCAUUACCUAGUAUAUACCGACCAACGUCAUUAUGUGAAGUUUUCACUCCAACAAUUUGUGAGAAAUUUUUUCAUUCGAUGUGCGUUGUAACGCCAGCCCCACGUUUGCAACUUCAAGCUGCUGCGCUCUUAGCUGGCAUGGCAGGGCAUCAACCAUGGUGGGGCAACUUCUUAUCUAAUACCCUUAUAAAUCUUUAUUCGUCGGCGUCUACAUAUAUUUUCCCACAAGAUAGGGUGUUUAUUUUAUUAACAUUCCUUGGACGAAAAUCAUUAAUAGCCGGGGGAAAUAAAUCUUCAGUUAUUGAAGCCAUGGUUCGUACGUUGGGUAAAUUAUUGGCUCCUCUUACAAAUGUGCCAGCCAAUUCUAAUCGACUGGAUAUCACCUUAAUAGGCUGGGUAUUAUUAUUUUUGUCGGUAUGCUUAGACACCAUCGCACCACCGCCUUGUUUUGAGGACAAUCACGAGAAAACUAGAGAGCAAGGUUUAUUUUCCCGUUGGGAGUUUAUUCAAGGAGAAUCGGCCAUGCAAAGGAGAUAUGUAAAUGCUAACCGAUCGUCAGCAUCUCGUAGUUACCGUAAAAGAUUACAAAAGCGAUUAUUGCAUCAUAAACAGCAACUUCAUGAAUUGGAACAAGCGAAAAAAUCUGCAGCGUCUAAAGGAUUGAUGACUCUUUCAUCUGACGCCGCUACAUUGUACAAUAAAGUGGAAGCAACCUUGAAGGUUCAAGAACGUUAUUUCAAGAAGACACUAAAGCAACAUUCCGCAAAACAUUACAAGGAUAUUCUUAAGAGAAACGAGUCGCUGCUUCGCAGUCCGUGUUGCAGUCAAACACGACAAUCCAGUACCAGCAAAUCCGAUGUCAUGGAUUUAGAAAUCGAGUAUAGUGUGACAAACUUAUCUCAUCAGAAUGUUUUACCAGUGGCUCGCGGUCUUAUUGCGCUUAUUUUACACAAUUCGCAUAAUGUGGAUAUGUUUCUGUUAGCUUGCAAGGUAGUCGCUAGGCUAGUAGUAUCUACACGUCCCGCAAUAGGCUUAUGCGAGCUUAUGACCGAAGAACAACUCUUGAAAUUAAUCAGAUUGGCAACGGACACGUCCGACGCUGCUUGGUCGUCGCAUGCUGUUUCUUGUCUUCUAAUGGAUCUACUAGAAGGAGGACGAUUGUAUCCUAAAGCAUGUACUUCUACACAUGAAGGUAGUCCGUCCGAAGAGAUUUUGGAGACUCUGGGAAGUCAUACGGACGAAAGUCGUACGGAGGAGGAUUCAACUAACGUCGCUAGUACUAGUGCACCUUCUACUGCCACAUUAGGUGAAGGGUUUGCUGAAGGCGAUGCAGACGAGGAUGUGCAAGAUAAUAUUGUGGUAACUUCAACCACUCCUGGUACGUCAAAAUCCAAUGGUUACCUACCAUCUCUUUUGGAAUCGGACGAUAGCGAAUUGGAAGACUUCCUGGACGACAUAUUGGAACGUGGCAGAAAUAUGUUGAAGAAAGAUAGCACAGUAUCGAAAAUUUUAGCUUCUGCCAUUGCUGGCAUGUCACUGGCAAUGGACGCACGUUUGGAAUAUGGAGUUGAAAUGGGCGUAGAAAUAUCACUGAGGAUACUUGCUACGUUUGGUAUAUACAAUCUACCACACAGCAUAAAUGCGACAAUACACGUACCAACAGAAGCAAAUCGUUGUUGUCAACAACCGUUUUUACGUACCGAAACCAACGAUAGAAAUCAAGAAACUGGGAACUUUUCUGACCCUACACCUUCUAAUCUAUCAAUGUUAACAAGAUGUUUUGAAAAGAUGUUCACAGACUUAUAUCUACGAAAUAACGGUACAAACUUGGAACUUGUACUUCAACUUUGGUUUGCACUGAAUAUGGACGCUGCUACUGAACAUCCAGGCUCGCAGUUUGAGCCUUCUUUAACACCUUUGAUUCCACUCAGUCCAGCAGCUAUUGCUAGCUUAAUAUCUGCACUUUCAUGGCACACUGAGGUUUCUUUACGCGCUUGGUGUCUUGCGUUGCAAUGUUUAACUAUCGUCUGCAAUCAGUCGUUGCGAAGAUAUUCUGGCUUAGAUGGCUUUGCACCUAGUAGUCCUGCUAUGGCUAGUUGUAUUGUUAAAGAACGUAAUACAGGUCCUAUGUUGUUGCGCCUACUUUCCGGUAACGGAUUAAAUAUUAAUGCAAUGGAUAAGCAAUACAUCAUGGCUGGACCUACAGUUUGCCAAGCAUUACACGAUUUUCUCGUUAGGCUGGAAAUGAUGUGUGAUGUCAUUACGACGGAUAGCUGUUUAGGUAAUUCUCUAAAGGAUCUUCUACUGAAAGUGAUAUAUCAACUUGUGCAGCCAAGCGGACCUCUCAUUUUAAGGAAGGGGCCUUUAGAUGCGCAGUGCAAGCUAAUAACGUCCGUAGUUAAUCUGAAUUAUGUCAAUACCGACUUGGGUAUUGCUAUGAGUAUAUCGGAAUGUGUUGGUGUGUUGGUUUCGACAUACGUCAAAGGAUCCGAAGUUGGCGCACAAUGUGGAGGUGCAGUUGAUUCAAACAAUCAGUCCAGUAGUUUUGGUGGUUUAUUUGCUUGCGUGCUCGGAGGUGAUGCGAGACAAUGUCGCCCCGCAUCGUGGGACACUUUAAUUGUGGCUCUCAUCAAAUUAGUAUGCACACUCAUUCAAACUCCAUUACCGAAUGUACGUAUUUUACAUUCAAAAGAAUCGGCGGAAAUGGAAUUGUCUGAUACGAUUUGGAGUUCUAGAAGCAACACAAGCGAUUCUCAGAAUGCGAAUACUUGGCAAACGGAUGAGAGUAAAGUGGCAGAGCAACGAAACUCUUUUCACUUACAACAACCUAAAACUAGCAAAUCUUCCGUGCCUUGCUUGGCUGAUACUGUUUUGCAGCACGAACCAACUAUGAUGCGUUUAUUAGGUGCUCUCGGUCAUAGCACAGGAUCCUCGUUAGCUAUGCUCUUAGGUGAAAGUGCGAGUGCAGCCUCAACUACCGAGCUCGGCGAUCCGGCUUCAAUAGCGGAUGCAACGUUCCAGCUCCUUACGACUCUUACGAAAAAGGCUAGCGAUCCAACUCUAGUUCUCAAGCCACUUUAUCAUUAUCUCUCUUCGUCAUGCGGUGAAACCGAAUUGGGAGUUAUGCAGCUAUCCGAACCUCUUCUUUGGUACAUCCUAAGAGUGUUGGACAACGCAUCGUCAUUAUCUAUUUUUACCGCGAUGGGUGGUGUAAAAGUACUUUGCGAAAAUCUCGUGAAGUCAAGUAACAGCGGUACCGCUGGUGCUUCCGCUUCGUCAGGAGUGAUCGCCCUUGUCAUGGAACAUUUGUCCAAUGCGCCGAAUGUGAUGCAAAUGAUGGCGAGCAGCAGCAAGAAAGGCGUCAGCUCAUUAGAAACUCACGACGACGGUUUACUGAAUUUCGCUCCUCUUGGCACAAUAUCAUGGUUGAAUCCAACUGCACAGCCAGCGGAUGUUCUCAUACAGAACGCUACGCCUCAUAAACGUGCGAGAACACCGGCGUGGUCGUAUCAUUUUUAUCCCGACGAGGCGUGGGUUGAUCUCACCAUCACUUUACCAUGCGCUAUCCUGCUUAGGAAAGUGGAGCUACAACCACAUCUUACGGCGUUAUCCACGUGUCCGUCGGCUGUAGCGCUGGAAGUUUCGAGGGAGAGUAAUGGUCCACUGACGCCGGUUUGUCCACCGAUGCCAACAGCAGGCUUAACAUACAUACGCGUUACUUUAUCACAGCCAGAAGUCGCGACUUCCGUAUUGGUGCGUCUAUACAAACCGCGGGACUCGACAAACAUAAAUCUCAGUCAAAUAAGAUUACUGGGCACCACUGCGUUUGGCGAGAUUAAAACGAAUCCGGACACAAUAGAUGAAGAACAGCUAACGAAGACUAGCUUGGGUUGGCUGAGAUUAUUGCAUCAGUGCUUAUCGGUAAGCAUACUGAACAGUAAUCUAGCCGUCGAGGUGCUUAAUUCCGCGGCUUCGGUCGAAGGCCUGGUCGAGGCAUGCUGCAAUCUCCUGUUACUCCCAGCACCGUCUCUUUUUACUCCCAACUUGGAGAGGGUUCUAUUACAACUUGGCUUACACUCUCGAGAGCUUGGACUUCGUCUCAUUGGUCUUUUACUCAACAACAGGUCUACUUCUUUCUUUCAAGGAGCUGUGACUUCCCAGGAAACGUCCAUCGUACAGUUGGUCGUUGAAUUGCUCCAGCAAUUGUGUUCGAUUCGAGACUUUAGCACGGAGGCUCGUAUGAAAGCUGUUCUUACAUGGUUGCAAAUGUCGGCCGCGAAUGGAAUUCAGACGAAGAGUAAUCCCAAUUCAAUAAAUCCACCAGCAGUAUAUAUUCACUGUGUAUCUUCUAUCAUUUGGAAGGCUCAUCAACAGCAGAAUCACAACUAUGAUCUGCAAAUCUUGCUGACAGAUGAACUGUUCUAUUCAUUGUACAAAUGGACCUUGACUCUUGGAAACAAUUCAGCCCUGAAGCAAGCGAUUGAUUCUGUCUUGUGCGCUUUCUGUUACGUGAGGCCAUCGUUGUUGAUUUUGCUUCUGGAAUGGGUACAAAUCUUGGUACCGAAUAUCGCAAUGAAUCCAUCUACUUCUAUAUCUGACGAUUGCAAAGAAAGCGAAGAACAGACGGAUGAUAAGAAGAGCGAUAUGAAUGCCGAGGGAUGGUAUUGUCAGUUCAUCUUGUUGAAACACAAAUGGUUACAUUUAACGGAGGGACAAUUGUUGACUGUUGCUGCAGCUGCUCGUUCGCCACCUGGUACUCAGCAACUGAUUGAUUCUGAUCUUCCAGCGUUACUGACAGCAUCAAUUACAGACUUCUGUAAUCUGGAAAAAUCUAAACAGCAACGAGAUAGUAAAAUGGCAUCAGGCGAUAGCAAUGAAAAUAAUGUGACUGAAGAUGUCAACUCGACAGAUAGCGAUAAAGCAGCAGGUGGAUUAUGCAUGACAAAACCAGAGAGUAUAGCAAUAGUGAUAGAAUUCCUAACACUCGUAUGUGCGGAAGGCAGAAUGCGUGAUUGGCUUGGUCAAGAAGGUCGUGGUUUUUGGUUACCACUUUUAUCGCUUCUUAGUAAUCGUCCUAUUGAAAGCCCAUCUGCAUCUGCGUCGAGUUGUUCAAAAACAAGCGCAUCAUAUACAUUACUGGAAAGCGCUAUGAUCAAAUUUUUAUCAAGAUGUUGUUGGUGUCACUUGACUAAUCAAAAAUUACUGGCGAAACUUCUCAUCGAAGUUAUUUCCCAACAACGAACUACUUCAAGUGUGCGGUAUCUUCACGGCAUUUCUGGAUUUACGCGAAGAUUAAUUCUACAACUACUUUUGGAAGGAGAGAAAGUAUUGGUUUCUGUAACAUCGGAAGCUCCUAUGAAAGUUUCAGCAACCGCGGCCAAUCAUAGUAUGCCAUCCAUGCCUCCACAUCCUGCUCAUCCUCUCGGUCACUAUCAUCAACUAUUAUACAUGUCGACGCAAGCAACGGUGGCAGAUAUAUUACAGCAAGUAUCAGGUAACGAAGCAAGUUCCAAUGGAAACAAUCGCUCUCGUGAAUUCUGGGAAUCAGGAAUGGCUUUAGUGGUAGACACACUUAGCGUGGCUGCUGGAAAUACGGCGAAAGACAAACGAGCUAAAGAAGUAUCGAACAGAUCACAAGCUCGAGGUCCUAUAAUCAGAAAAUCGCGUUUUAAUUCUGACGGAACGCCGACAACGAGUAAAGCCUCGUCUAAUAAUGCACAAGCAAAUCCAGCUAAUACGACGAAUCAACAAUAUUUAAUACAUUCGUCUCGUCCUAAUACUCCUUUACCACCUCAACUUACAAUCGCGCAACUCUUGGCGAUUGCCGAGGACAGUGGUGUUUCGUUGUCUGAGCCAUGCUUACAUCUCAUCUUACGUCAACGUAGUAAGGACUCUAAAGAAGACGCGACGAAGCAGAACGACAGUGAACUGUUGAACUACAGAAGUAUAGAAAGUUCGUUAGGCGUUUUUAGCGCCGGCGGUGGAUUGGCGGUAUUAGCGCGCCACUUGCCGCUGGUGUAUCCGGAUCCCGGCAGACCAUCGUUUUUCGUCGAGAAGUCACCAUCACCGGAGCAAACCGAUGCGGACUGGGUAAAAUUGGAAACCAAUGAUGACAUUUACGAGGCCUUGGAAGAGGGUAGAACGAAUUGUCCGCCAAAGGUGUCGGUUCCUGCCCCAUACGUGCCACCGCAUUCCCUCGCGGCUUUCGGCCUAUUUCUCAGACUACCAGGCUAUGCCGAAGUACUGCUGCGGGACAAGAAACGGGCACAAUGUCUAUUGCGGCUCGCUCUCGGCGUUUCUGACGACGGUGAAGGUGGCGAAGUACUGACCUCACCGUUGGCCGCCUCGUUACCAACCUUGCCGUUCCAAGUUCUAAAGCAAUUGUUGGACGCUACGCCACCGACCACCGAUGACGGUCUGCUUCUACGAGGAACGACUAUAGAAGUAGGCGCUAUGCUGCUGCUGUUGAACUGCCUAGCGAUAUUCACACAUCAAACUGGACAGAACGAUGGUUCAACCGAGCAUAAGACGGGUCAGAGCAGCGGUGUCGGCGGUAGUAGUGGAGGACGUAGCGAUGACAAUUCACAUCUGUACUGGGCAAAAGGUACCGGCUUUGGUACUGGGUCCACACAGCAGUCGUGGAAUGUCGAACAGGCGUUACUUCGUCAACGAUGCGAAGACGAGCAUGUAACGGUAUUGCUACAGGUUCUCGCCAGUUAUAUUGGCACAUCGGAAAGCGGGCAACCACAGCAGGAGCUACCAGCUCCUUUCUCCGAUUUAUUGGCACGUUCUUGUCUAUUGCCGGCGUUAUCAUCGUAUCUGCGGAACGAUUCCGUUCUAGAUAUGGCUAGGCACAUACCUCUUUAUCGCGCGGUUCUGCAACUACUUCGUGCCAUGGCUCUCUCCAGUCAAUUAGCACCGCUUUUGUUACCACGCGGCGGUAGAUCCGGAGAACCGUCCGUGGUGUCUCUCUUAUCGAGCAUGAAAGUGUGCGUGGACACUUACGUGAAUAAGAUAAAUCGCACGAGGGGCAAUAAAACAAACAUAAAAGUGGUGUCCAAGUAUCCCGACGAUACCGAGCAAGACGAAGGCUUGGCCACAUUAAUCCCCGAUAUACAGGAAAGUGCAACUAUAGUGCAAAAUGCUACAUGUCGAUUAUCCGGUAUCGGGGAAGAAUUACCUGGGUCAAGUCCAACGGCGUCAGAAUUACCAUUGCGCUCAAAUCUGGAGCACCGAUAUCUGGAAGUAAUGAAAAAUCUACAAUUCGACACCUACGAAAUGAUUACCGAGAAUCCAGAUGGUGGAGGCUACAAAUUUACCGUCUCGUAUCAUUUUGAAUCAAAUAUGAGGGCUGCCGGCGAAAGAAGCCAUCCAACACGAGUGAAACGAUUAGCUCAGGAAGCCGUUACGCUCUCGACAGCACUACCUCUAUCUUAUAGUAGUAGUGUGUUUGUGAGAUGCGACGCGGAUAGAUUGGAUAUUAUGAAGGUACUCAUAACGGGGCCAGCAGAAACGCCGUACGCAAACGGUUGUUUUGAGUUUGACGUGUACUUCCCUCCUGAUUAUCCUAAUAGCCCGAUGUUAAUAAAUCUAGAGACGACCGGCCGUCACACCGUGCGCUUCAAUCCGAAUUUAUAUAAUGAUGGAAAGGUCUGUCUCAGCGUACUGAACACUUGGCACGGCCGACCUGAGGAAAAGUGGAACGCACACACGAGUAGCUUCCUUCAGGUUCUAGUAUCGAUACAGUCAUUAAUCUUAGUGUCUGAACCAUAUUUCAACGAGCCUGGAUACGAACGGUCACGGGGUACGUCAAGCGGUGCUCAAUCUAGUCAAGAGUACAAUGCGAAUAUUUGUCAGGCUACCGCCAAGUGGGCGAUGCUUGAUCAAAUACGUAAUCCCUGUCCAUGCUUUAAGGAGGUCAUACAUACCCACUUUUGGAUAAAAAGGCACGAGAUCGUUGCACAAUUGGAAGGAUGGAUAAGAGAUAUGGAAAUGCAUGGAUCGGAUCGUAGAUCAGGCCGUACAAUUUCUCUUAAUGCGUUGUCUUUAAGGAGACAUUAUAGAUUAUUGAGGGAAGAACUGAACAAACUGCCAACACCCAAAGGAUUGGAAGACUUGGCCGAACCACUUGCGUCGCCAGGCUCGCCCAUCGAACUAUCCGGGACCCCAGGCACAACACCGAAUACGCCAUCGAUGGCAUCCGCGACUGCCACGGUGGCUACUCCUGUCGUCGCUAAUAAUAUGGUUCCGAUCAGUAAUAGCAGCACGAGUAGCCAUGUGCAUCACGACAUCGACACGGACGUCGAGAUGGAGAAGAUGGUUUCGAAAAUGUGUGAAUAGCUAAAGGAUGUUAAUAGACAUUGUUGGACAUUUUGAAAAGAGUCUAUUGUUUGUGUUAUGAGAUGAACAAAUGGACAUUGAACAUGAACAGAUGACACAAUGGACUGAUAUUAAGUGAUUAUCCUGUCCAGCGGCCGAAUUAUUGAUGUUUAAUCAAGGCGUUAGAAAAAAAAGCAGUAACGACUUUCGGCCGAAUAUAUAAUAAUUAUGCUGAGGCAAUUAUACAAUGAUGGAUGAUGAUAAUAAGACAUAGGUAGAAAAAUAUAAGGUGUGGUAGAGUGAGAAAGACAAGUAAGAAUUUACAAUAUACAGAGAAAAUGUGAAGAGAAAGAGAGAGAGAGAGAGAGAGAGAGAGAGAGAGA